CAGGCACUUGGCUUCUUGUGGUAUUCUGAUGACCAGAAUUUCUCCUUUGCAAGUACCUGUAAUGAGCCAUACCUUUUCAAGAACUUUCUUCAACAUUGCUGCUCCACUAGUAAAUAAAAGAAAAGAAUAUUCUGAAAGAAGAAUUAUAGGGUAUUCUAUGCAGGAAAUGUAUGAAGUUGUUGCUGUUGUGGAGAAUUACAAACUAUUUGUUCCUUGGUGUAAAAAGUCAGAUAUAUUAUCGAAGCGCUCUGGAUACUGCAAAGCACAGCUGGAAAUAGGAUUCCCUCCUGUAGUAGAGAGGUAUACAUCGGUUGUUACCCUAGUGAGACCACAUUUAGUUAAGGCAUCCUGCACGGAUGGAAAACUAUUUAAUCACUUGGAAACAGUGUGGCGUUUCAGCCCAGGUAUCCCUGGUUAUCCAAGGACAUGUACAUUGGAUUUUUCAGUUUCUUUUGAAUUUCGUUCACUUCUACACUCAAAACUCGCCACACUGUUUUUUGAUGAAGUGGUAAAGCAGAUGGUAGCUGCCUUUGAAAGAAGAGCAUCCAAACUCCAUGGCCCAGAAACAAGCAUACCUCGGGAGCUAAUGCUUCAUGAAGUUCAUCACACAUGAAAGGGAAAAUUGUAACAACCUCCAUUAUAAACUUGUUUGUACGCUUCAUUUGUACAAGAGGUGCCGUGCUCCUCCUUUGGGGCAUCUAUUUCAUAUCUGAGCUUUGUGUGUGAUUUUAUACUGUACAAAACACACC
Molecule: messenger RNA, 749 nt
Organism: Fulmarus glacialis (Northern fulmar)
Lineage: Eukaryota; Metazoa; Chordata; Aves; Procellariiformes; Procellariidae
Gene: COQ10B
Product: coenzyme Q10 homolog B (S. cerevisiae)
Exons: 4
Coding region: 29-613 (194 amino acids)
Biological process (GO): ubiquinone biosynthetic process; cellular respiration
Cellular component (GO): mitochondrion
Molecular function (GO): ubiquinone binding
Source: RefSeq, a predicted model, not a curated record